UCAUCUGGGAGAACCAUUGUAAUGUACACUACAACAAGUUAUAGAUUUAUUGGUAAUACCGACCAGAUACAGUUUUCUACUACGGCAGCGCACACAGUUACAUCAACAUCUACUUUUGGUUCUUUCACUGAUGAACCUUACAUCGAAUUCGCCAUCACAGCAACCAUCAGUCCUGCUUGUAAAGUAGGGUCAUAUGGAGAAAACUGUGCACUUGUUUGCAACGAUACAUGUAUUGGUUGUGACAGAGCAAAUGGAAUUUGUGACAGCGGCUUUCAUCCUGGUUGGAAAGGAAAAUUCUGUGAUGAAGAAUGUGACUUGGGAUUACACGGGGAGGAUUGUAGCAUGCAAUGCGGACAUUGUUUGGAGUCCCUUCCAUGUCAUGCAAUUAACGGAUCGUGCUUACAUGGAUGUGCUGCAGGCUAUGAAGGGUUUCUGUGUAACAAAAAAGAGGAAAAAUUGAGAUGA
This is a messenger RNA of Saccostrea cuccullata (small rock oyster), 465 nucleotides long. RefSeq names its product multiple epidermal growth factor-like domains protein 11. The record is from RefSeq and is a predicted model, not a curated record. Lineage: Eukaryota; Metazoa; Mollusca; Bivalvia; Ostreida; Ostreidae. The transcript has 4 exons. The coding region runs from base 22 to 465 and encodes 147 amino acids.